Molecule: messenger RNA, 795 nt
Organism: Staurois parvus
Lineage: Eukaryota; Metazoa; Chordata; Amphibia; Anura; Ranidae
Source: the annotation of a GenBank genome assembly
AUGCAACUGCACUGUUUAUAUCAUGGCUUGUAUUUUUGUUGGGUUCAACCAAAGUGUUUGCACGGCACUACAUUUUUUUUAAUAUAUAUAUUUCCUCAACAGGUGCCUGCUCCAUCUCGGCAUGUAACUCCUCCUUGCCUUUGCAUAAAAGACAGAAUCCUUCUGAGCCCAAAACGAGAGAUCCCUGAAAGGAAAGAUGCCAGAACAAAGCAACGACUAUCGGGUGGUCGUGUUUGGGGCAGCGGGAGUCGGGAAAAGUUCUCUGGUGCUCAGAUUUGUCAGGGGGACUUUCAGAGAGAGACCUACAUCCCAACGAUCGAAGAUACCUACAGGCAGGUCAUCAGCUGCGAUAAGAACAUCUGCACGCUGCAGAUCACCGACACGACAGGCAGCCACCAGUUCCCGGCCAUGCAGCGGUUGUCCAUCUCCAAAGGCCAUGCUUUCAUCCUGGUCUACUCGGUGAUCAGUAAGCAGUCUAUGGCAGAACUUCAGCCAAUCUAUGAACAGAUCUGCCACAUCAAAGGAGACACUCAGAACAUUCCCAUCAUGCUGGUCGGAAACAAGAGCGAUGAGUCUCUUCGGGAGGUCCAGGCCAGUGAGGGGGAGAGUUUGGCCAACAAGUGGAAGUGCUCUUUCAUGGAAACCUCAGCCAAGCUUAACUACAAUGUACAGGAGUUGUUCCAAGAACUUUUAAACCUGGAGAAGAGACGAACUGUAAGUCUUCAGGUGGGUGGGAAGAAGUCCAAACAGCAAAAGAAGAAAGAGAAGCUCAAAGGGAAAUGCUCCAUCAUGUGA